AUGAGGCUUCUCAGCUCAACAACCCUUCUGGGACUUCAAGUCCUCCUCGGCACUCUAUCCGUCGCUUUGGCGAACAGCAAAGAUAUCAACGAUCAAAACCGACUUAUAGUACCUCAGCACGAAACAACGUCUCAUUUCAAAGAUGCUGAGUUUCCAGGAGGAUCCUCCUCCAACACCUCGUUCCAGGUCACAGCAGUCCUCAACUCGCCCUCGCCGCCCUACCACGCUAUAAUCGAAUGCUGGGCGCUCGCAGCUCCCUUCAAUGUUUACCCAACGGUGGGAGUCGCGUUGGCCCUUGGUGAUGUCAGUAAUGCCACUUACGUGGUACUGCCGCCGCGUAGUGGCGAGGGCUGGCAUCGCCCGCCUGCUAACAUGUAUUUCGUUCUACUUUCCGGUGCCGCCCAUGUCCAUGCACCCAAGCCCAACUCAUCCACAGGAAUGGUGGACAAAUUGCGGCACGGACGCAAACACGCGCACGCGCACGAACAUCUAUACAUCAAGCCUGGGUGGAAUCAGCUCAUCAUCGCCGUGGAUAGCGACCUACGUGCUCCAGGCCACCUGACUUACUACCCAGGAGACACGGAGACGGUGGCGCUACAGAUUCCUUUUUUCAAUGGCGUGAUUCCGGAUCAUGUUUUUGUUAGACCCGGUGCAUGUGAAGGGCCGACUGAUGACGCUGGAGAGCACUGGUGGGUAUAG
Exophiala bonariae is the source of this 699-nucleotide messenger RNA. RefSeq lists its product as uncharacterized. Bases 1 to 699 code for a protein of 232 amino acids. The transcript has 2 exons. NCBI's taxonomy places the organism in Eukaryota, Fungi, Ascomycota, Eurotiomycetes, Chaetothyriales, Herpotrichiellaceae. The record is from RefSeq and is a predicted model, not a curated record.